Cyphellophora attinorum is the source of this 1221-nucleotide messenger RNA. RefSeq names its product Palmitoyltransferase akr1. The record is from RefSeq and is a predicted model, not a curated record. The transcript is spliced from 2 exons. Gene Ontology annotation, cellular component: Golgi membrane. Gene Ontology annotation, molecular function: palmitoyltransferase activity; protein binding. NCBI's taxonomy places the organism in Eukaryota, Fungi, Ascomycota, Eurotiomycetes, Chaetothyriales, Cyphellophoraceae. The coding region runs from base 1 to 1221 and encodes 406 amino acids. Gene Ontology annotation, biological process: protein palmitoylation.
AUGGCCUCGUCCACCCUCACCACCGGACCACCUCCCAGAUCCUCCAACAGUCCGCAGCCCCCAGCAUCCGAUGUCGAACUCACCACAGUCCAGAAUGGCGACGCAGCACCCAGCCUUCCGCUUGAGGAAGACAUCAUGCAAUGCGCUCGCAUCGGCGCAAUUGAACACAUUCAGCGGAUGAUCGAAUCCAAGAAAGUUGCUGCGACUUAUGCGGACGAGGAGGGCAUCACGCCUCUGCACUGGGCUGCCAUCAACAACCAGUAUGCUGUCUGCAAGUAUUUGAUCGACCAGGGCGCCGAUGUGAACAAGAAAGGAGGCGACUCUGGAGCGACACCAGCAAUGUGGGCCGCGCAACGAUGUCAUUUCUACAUUGUCCAUCUCCUCCUCGAGAACGGCGCAGAUCCCCUCACACAGGACGUACAGGGCUAUAACAUCCUUCAUCUGGCGACCAUAGACGGGAACGCCUUACUAUUGGCACUACUUUUGCAUCAAAACAUACCAGUCGACGCUCCAGAUCCGCAAGGCCACACCAGUCUCAUGUGGGCAGGGUACAAGGGCUGGCCAGCUCUAACAGACAUGCUGCUUCGAUGGGGCGCCAGCGUCAAUGCCACCGAUGACAGUGGGUUCACGCCACUUCACUGGGCUCUCGUCAAGGGCUCAAAGCCAUGCAUAGAGAAGCUCAUCGAGUAUGGAGCUGAUCGAUUCGCUAAGACGAACGAGGUCGGAAAAGCAGCUCCAUCGUGCAUUGUCAGACCAAGCUACACCGCCGACGGCCAUCCACGCGCUCUGCCAUUCGGACUGGCAUCCCUCCUGCGCGACAAGUCCAAGAUGUCCAAAUUCUUCUUUCUAUUCCCAUUUGUGAUCGUUUUCACCGGCCUGUACAUUAUCAGUCAUUACACAGUCUACAUCGCGGUACCGGCCGCUUUUGGCGUCGCCUUCUUGAUGCAGCUGGGCCUGCAAUACCUGGGAAACCACGGUCCAGCACAAUUCCGACAGAUCCACAAGACACCGUACCUUGCAGGCAUCUUCUCAGGAACACUAUUCCUGGUUGGACUUACAUACUUCACCUCGAUCCUCCCGUCCACCUUCUCAACGAACCCCUUGUUCAACGCCUUAUUCGUCGCAUUAUACGGCCUAACCAGCUACUUCUACUACAUCGCCGCCAUCUCCGACCCAGGCUGGUCCCCAAACUCUCAUCCCGCAACCAACAACGCGCUGUAA